This is a messenger RNA of Xiphophorus maculatus (southern platyfish), 1904 nucleotides long. It is a transcript of the gene rdh13, whose product is annotated as retinol dehydrogenase 13. Bases 111 to 1130 code for a protein of 339 amino acids. NCBI's taxonomy places the organism in Eukaryota, Metazoa, Chordata, Actinopteri, Cyprinodontiformes, Poeciliidae. The transcript has 7 exons. The record is from RefSeq and is a predicted model, not a curated record.
GACGCAGAAGGCUGCUGCUGUAACCUUGCUCUCUUCUGUUGUUUUCAGAUGUGAGUUUGACGUUAAAACUUUCUUAAACUGUUCGGGGUUUUCGGCGUUUCUCCGCAGCCAUGAGCAGAUAUAUUCUACCGGUUUCCGUGUUCGGUACGGUGGCCGGAAGUGCCGUUUUAAUCAAGAACCGUGUGACUGGGGGCCGCUGUCCCAGCAAGGCUGGGAUUAAAGGGAAGACCGUCGUGAUAACUGGCGCGAACACGGGCAUCGGGAAGGAGACGGCUAGAGAACUGGCCAACAGAGGGGGCCGGAUCAUUAUGGGAUGCCGCGACAUGGAGAAAUGCGAAGCGGCAGCGAAAGAGAUCCGAGGGAAGACGCUGAACCCGCAUGUUUAUGCGUGCCAGCUGGACCUUGCCUCCAUGAAGUCCAUCCGAGAGUUCGCAGAAAGAAUCAAUCAAGAGGAGAAGAGCGUGGACAUUUUGAUAAACAACGCCGGAGUCAUGCGGUGUCCGGCGGGGAAGACGGAGGACGGCUUCGACAUGCAGCUGGGAGUGAACCAUUUAGGCCACUUCUUGUUGACGAACCUCCUGCUGGAGAAGCUGAAAGACUCCGCCCCCAGUCGUGUGAUCAACCUGGCCUCGCUCGCCCACAUUGUCGGAAAGAUCGACUUCGACGACCUGAACUGGGAGAGGAAGAAAUUCGACACGAAGCAGGCGUACUGCCAGAGCAAACUCGCCAAUGUUCUGUUCACCAGGGAGCUCGCCAAGCGGCUAGAAGGCACCGGAGUGACGGUGAACGCCGUGCACCCUGGGGUCGUAGCCACGGACCUCGGCAGACACACCGGCCUGCACCAGUCGCAGUUCUCCACCACCGUUCUCAGCCCGUUCUUCUCCAUGCUGGUGAAGAGUCCGGAGCUCGGCGCCCACCCCAGCGUGUUUCUGGCCGUGGCGGAGGAAAUGGCGGGCGUGACGGGUCGCUACUACGACGUGAUGACGGAGAAGGAACCGGCGCCGCAGGCGCUGGACGACGUGGCGGCGCGGCGGCUGUGGGAGGUUAGCAGCAGGCUGGUGGGCCUGCAGGACGACACGUCGCCUCAAGCCACAACCGGACUCACAGAACCAGAACCAGCUGGAAGUUAGCUUCACUUAGAACAAGGGGGUACAAACUGUGGCCAUUUUGUGGCCAUUCGAUUAAUUUUCAGUUGAACCCAACUGCAGUUCAAGAACUAAACUUUUUCUUUUAAUCUUUUAAAAUAUUAAGUGAGACGAAAAUUAACCAAAAAUUUUACUCAAGUAAGAGUAAAACUACUUCAAAAGUUAGGGGUAAAGCGGGAUUUAAAGUUACCCUUUAAAUAAAAAGGUAGAAAGUUUAAUUAAAGAUGGUGAAUGUUUAAAAUAAUCACUUUGCUCAGAGACUCUGUACUACUGUGUUAGAGUUUCUGUUAAAUAAAGUUGGCCUACAGCGCCCCCUGUCUCCCAAACAUUUACAAGCUGCUGCUUAAAAAUAAAUGACAUGAAGCCUCAGCUGUAGAAAACUGGCAAUUAAUUUAAUUUUGUUUGGAAAAUUUUAUAUUCACAAAUAUAAUUGAUCAUCUUCACUUUUUGUACUAUGUUUAUUUGAAUGUUGUAGGUCACUUAAUAUUUUUAAUUUAUUCUAAUGUUUGUAAUGUUGGCUUUUUGGGGGGUUUGUACCUUUAUUGUAGAAGUCUGUACUCCUGGCACAUUUUAUUUCAUAUUCUGUUUCUCAUUUUUUCUAAGCAAAGGUGUUUUUUUCAAUAAAAAACAAAAGCGAGUGAAAUAUAUUUUAGUAUAUUUUUUAAAUUACUUUUAUUUGGGUUUGUCAUCUCAUGAUGUUUGGAUCCUGGUUGUUCAUCAUGGAGGCAAAAAAGAAUUAAAAUGUAGAAAGAAAAUAAA